AACGAGCCAUGCGAGGGACCAACUAUGGUAAAUGGAACUCCUGUCCAUCGUCAUCCAUUCGCCGCCGCCACCUCCCAUCCGCUCCGAUCCAGCGACCUGGGCUGCAUCCGCCGCCAAAUGGGCAUUACUGCCCGCCCACAUCCACUGCCCACAGUACUCCUUCUCCGUUACUGCCCCACCGCGCCCGUCUCCGACAGCGCCCAAGCGCUCCGCCGGCGAGCCUCCUGGUUCCCCAUGUAGGCGUCCUGGUUCCGCCGGCGGGCCUCUGGUUCCCUCGGUUACCUUGCGAGCCUGCAGUGGUCCCCCGUGCAAGCGAGCCGACGUCCUCGAGCCACGGCAACCUGGUUACGGAUUGGAGCCGAGACUUCAUUACGACAUUGGAUGUCGUUACUGCAGGGGAGCGAAAUCCUCGGAGGAAUUGGCGACCGCGGCACCAGUUACAGCAUUAACAAAGCAUCGAUUGAUUGCUCUCGUGCCUGGUAGGAUGUUCGGCUCCGCUAGCAACGACGAUGAUGGAGGGCACUGCAGCAAGGAGCCUUCCCACAACGUCGCAAUGCCCAGCACCAGUGUUGUCUGCAUCGUCGGCGGUGACUCCUCUCCAACAUAUGUCACCGGGGACCAUGGCAACGCCCGAUCCGGAGAGGACCUACAUGCAUGAUCCAUUGUUGCCGGACACAAUUGUGCCAAACGAGAAGAUACGUUUUGGCAGUAGGGAUGAAGCCAAAGAAUUUUACAAAUUCUAUGCGGGCAAAGCAGGGUUUGAUGUGUGCAUAACCAAGACUAGUAGAAAGGCUGUACUGGAAUUGUCGUGCAACAAACAAGGACACUGGGAUUACUAUAAGCCUGGUAAGGAGAGGGUACGUGAGAAAAUGUCAAUGAGGUAUGAAUGCAAGGCUUUUGUGAAAAUAAAAUGGAACAUUAAAAAGGACUAUUGGUUCUUUGAGAGGAUAAGGUUGGAGCACAAUCAUCCAUUGCAUCCCUCGCCGACCGUAACACAGUUCUUAAGGAUACGAAGGACAAGGACCCUAUAGUCAUGGAUAUUGUUGAUCAGAUGCAUAGGUGUGAUGCUUCCCACAACACUACAGUAAAUGUGGUGUCAGAAUUAUAUGGUGGUCAGCAAAACUUCACAUUCAUUGAAAUGGACUUGAGAAAUAGGUAAUGUCUUCAAAUUUACUAGUGUUGAUGUUAUGGUUGAGUACAUGGAAAUCAUUGUAAUUCUUGUGAUGUAUGUGUUCAUGGUUCCAAGAAAGCUGCAACUGCCAGGGAGGAGAGUGAAAAUGACAUACCAAAACUGCUUGAGUUCUUCAGGGCGAUGAAGGCCAAGAAUGAGUAUUUCUACUACGAGCUGCAGGUAGAUAGUGAAAAUGUGAUAAAGAACAUGUUCUGGAGUCAUGCAAGCCAGCGUGCAGAAUAUAGAGAUUUUGGAGAUGUGGUUACAUUUGACACCACAUGCAAGACAAACAUGUAUAGCAUGCCUUUAGCCAUGUUUGUUGGGUCAAACCAUCAAUUGCAAAACGUCAUUUUCGGGCAAGCACUAUUGCAGGAUGAGAAAGCUAACACAUUUGAGUGGUUGUUUGGGGCAUUCAAAAACUGUAUGUCUGGAAGUCGGGACCCGCGGUGUAUACUUACAGAUCAGGAUAGUUCAAUGGCGGCAGCGAUCAAGGAGGUGUUCAGACAAACACAACACAGGUUGUGCUGUUGGCACAUGCUGAAGAAGUAUCAAGCAGAACUGAAAAAAUUGUACAAGAUUCAUGAUGGUCUGAAGAUAAAGCUCCUCACCGUAAUCAAUCACCCACUUACGCCUAUAGAGUUUGAGUCUGCCUGGAAUGAGUUGGUCGAUGAUUAUGACAUUCGGGAGGAUGAUGCUAUUCAGGGGCUUUGGGAGAGUAGGAAAUUGUGGGUUGUUGCAUAUUUGAAACCCUUGUACUGUGGCCGGAUGACCUCUACACAAAGAAGUGAAAGCGUAAACAAGAUGAUCAAGGGUAGUGGCUUCACAGGACCUUUGACAUGCAUGAGUAAAUUUGCACGUAGGAUGUUGAACUUCAUUCAACACACAAAUCACUCAGUGGCGGGGAACUCCAUUGGUCUCAGGCUGGUAACUUGCGGUUGACGUUGCAGCCCUUUGAUGGCCAUCUUAGCAGGGUCUAUACACGAGCUGUAUAUAAAAAAUAUAGGGAAACUUAUAUUUAUAGUAUUGCAUUCCGUAUUGAAGCUCAUCCUAACGAGGUUGAUGUUUACAUGGUGACGCACACAGAUCAGUCAUGGCAAUAUGCUUGGUUUCAACAUUCUUUUAGAGUGGAGGCUGAUGUACGAUCAGGCAGAUAUACAUGCGAGUGCAAGACAUGGGAGCAUACAGGCUUGUUUUGCGCGCAUCUUAUUAAAGUCUUCACGUACCUUCAGAUUGACAAUAUACCUGCAGAGUACAUAAUGAAGAGAUACACAAGGGGUGCAAGAACGAUGGUAACGUGGGACAGGCACGACAUUGUGACUUCGGGACCAGUGUGCAAGAGCGAUCAGUACAAGACAAAGAAGCUAGUAGAAAUUGCGAUGGCCGCCGUGAGGGCAUGCUGCAAAACAAGUCUUGGUUUCGAGAAAGGCUGUGAGCAGUUGUCUGCAUUAGUUGAGUGGGGUGAAAGUAUUGCAAGAGGUACUGGAGCAUCACAAGUGGGGGGGUGAUACAGAAGAACAGAGUGAUGUGAUCCCGGAGGUUGGAUGUGAACCAGCGGCAAGUUGGGCUGAACAAGAUGUGCACAUUGAAAGUAUAGAUGAACCUCUUGCUCCACCAGUUGAAGGUGCAGUCCAAAUUUUAGAGUGUGCACCAAGGGAGGCAAGAACAAAGGGGAGGAAUCAUGGAGGGAAACAAGUUGUUAAUGACCAUGCAAGUUCCAGUAAGGCACAUGGGCAAUGGACAUGUGGGUAUUGCGGAUCUUUAGAACAUUAUAGUAUGGGGUGUGAUGUGAACCCGGAUAACGUCUACAAGAAACGAGGUGGAAGUGGUAGUUUGCGGGGUAAGAUGGGACGGAAGAGGGGGAGACCACCCACAAAAAGGCAACUGGAGGAUGAAUUUAAUGAUGUAGCAUGAGCUGUUUAUUGAAUGGAUGUUUAUUGAAUGGAUUACUGCUUGAA
Molecule: messenger RNA, 3126 nt
Organism: Setaria italica (foxtail millet)
Lineage: Eukaryota; Viridiplantae; Streptophyta; Magnoliopsida; Poales; Poaceae
Product: protein FAR1-RELATED SEQUENCE 5
Exons: 6
Coding region: 1313-2110 (265 amino acids)
Biological process (GO): regulation of DNA-templated transcription
Source: RefSeq, a predicted model, not a curated record